Dentiscutata erythropus is the source of this 272-nucleotide messenger RNA. NCBI's taxonomy places the organism in Eukaryota, Fungi, Glomeromycota, Glomeromycetes, Diversisporales, Gigasporaceae. The record is from the annotation of a GenBank genome assembly.
AUGAAUUCUCUAGUAACAAUUGAUAAGAAUGAUGAACCAGAAUCUUGCAGUGGGUGUAGAAAAAUUCUUUCCUUAAAUUUAUUCAUUGAUAAUAAUAAAAAUUUUCGCACUUGUGAUAUGUGUCGUGCUCAAAAUAAGCUUUACAAACAAAAAGCAAAUAAUAAGCAAUCAUCCAAUCCUUUAGUUGAGAUUCAUGAUCUUAAAGGUAGUUUGAAAGAACAAGCUAAUCAAAUUGUAGAAAUUAUAUCUGAUGUAGGCGAAUAUAAGUGGAU